This is a messenger RNA of Culicoides brevitarsis, 3514 nucleotides long. It is a transcript of the gene RpI135, whose product is annotated as DNA-directed RNA polymerase I subunit RPA2. The coding region runs from base 90 to 3467 and encodes 1125 amino acids. Gene Ontology annotation, biological process: DNA-templated transcription. The transcript has 5 exons. Gene Ontology annotation, molecular function: ribonucleoside binding; DNA binding. The record is from RefSeq and is a predicted model, not a curated record. NCBI's taxonomy places the organism in Eukaryota, Metazoa, Arthropoda, Insecta, Diptera, Ceratopogonidae. Gene Ontology annotation, cellular component: nucleus; RNA polymerase I complex.
AACGAAACACGAGCGACUUUUUAUUAAAUUUUAAGCAAUUUAAUGCUGAUAAAUAUUCAAAAGGAAGUUAGAAUUAGGCAACAACGAGGAUGACUCUCAAGGACAAUCCGGUAUUGACGAACUCCAAACCUGAUUUCACGAAGAAAAAGACGAAAUUCAACGAGAUUCUCAACAAUUUAGGAGCUCCUCAUGUAGAAUCCUUUAACUACAUGCUCGCCGAAGGCAUUCAGGAUUGUGUCGAGAACAUCGCCCCGGUCUUUGUUGAACUCACGAACGGCGAUAAAAUCCGUUUAGUUAUCGAAGAAUGCACAAUCGCGCCUCCCACGAUACCCUUAAGUGCCUUGAACGUGAAAGAACGUCGAAUUUACCCGACGGAAUGUCGUCAACGAGGCGUUUCGUACAAAGGAAUGUGCAGCAUUCGCAUCGGAUGGGACAUAAACGGGCUCAAACAACCCUCCGUCGAUAAGGAUUUAGGCGAAGUGCCUAUUAUGAUGAAAUCGAGUGCUUGUCACUUGAAUGGCUUGAAGCCUUAUCAGCUAAUUGAGCGUGGCGAGCACGAACACGAAUGGGGAGGGCAGUUUUUGAUCAAAGGACAUGAAAAAUUAAUCCGAAUGUUGUUGAUGUCAAGGAGAAAUUAUCCAAUUGCCAUUAAACGAAGCACCUGGAAGGAUCGGGGAUACAGAUUUAGUGAUGUAGGCGUGCUGAUUCGAUGUGUGAAGACAGAUCAGACUUCGACGAACAACGUUGUGCAUUUUAUUAACAAUGGAACAGCUAAAUUUAUGUUUUCUUACAACAAAUUGUUGUCAUAUUUGCCAGUUGUGUUGCUUCUGAAGACAUUGACGAACUGCACGGAUGAAUAUAUUUACAAAGCAUUGAGUAAAGGAUACGAAGACGACCAAUAUUACUUGAAUUGCAUCCAAAACAUGAUCCGGGAAGUGCACGAUGAGAACAUCCACACACACGAUCAAUGCAAAAAUUACUUGGGACAAGUCUUUCGUUCGAGAUUUUACGGUUUGCCGUCAUGGUACAGCAAUAUUGAUGUCGCCGACUUUUUAUUGGACAACACAAUUCUCAUUCACUUGACGGAUAAUCGCGAUAAAUUCAACUUGCUCGUGUACAUGAUCCAAAAAUUGUUUCAAGUUGCUCAAGGAAAGUGCUUGGUUGAAGGCGCGGAUGGUAUUAUGAUGCAAGAAUUGCUUUUAGCGGGACAUUUGUAUCAAAAAUUACUCAAAGAGAAGUUGGAAGGAUUCUUGCAAUACCUAAAAUUGAACAUUUUAAAACGUGAGGAAGGUUCGUCGUUCAAACAAAGUGACUUUUUGACAGCUGUUAAGUAUGCCGGCAACAUCGACCGGAGUUUUGAGAAUUUUUUAGCUACAGGAAAUAUCAGUUCUCGCAGCGGUUUGGGUCUCAUGCAGAAUAGCGGGUUGGUUAUUAUGGCAGAAAACAUCAAUCGGAUGCGUUAUAUGAGUCAUUUUCGUGCCGUUCAUCGAGGUUCGUACUUCGUCGAGAUGCGAACUACUGAAGCGCGUCAACUUCUUCCCGAUGCUUGGGGGUUCAUUUGUCCCGUUCACACUCCCGACGGCUCUCCAUGCGGUUUAUUGAAUCAUUUAACGGUAAAUUGCAAGGUUUCGGGCAAUCCUGAUAAGAAACAAGUUGCUGCCAUCCCGAAUGUUUUAUGUGAUCUCGGGAUGAUACCGCUCAACAGUCAACUCGAUUGCACGGAUGAAAUAAAAAAUUCGUACACCGUGAUGCUCGAAGGUCGUGUAAUUGGAUAUGUUCACGAUAAAGAAGCGAAAAAUGUAGUAAAUGAACUUCGUUUGUUGAAAAUUAAGGGAAUUUCAAUCCCAAAUACGGCGGAAAUUGUGUUGGUGCCAAAGAAGAAAGGCGGUCAAUAUCCGGGAAUUUUUAUUUUUGUCGGAGUUGCGCGCAUGAUGCGUCCCGUGCAUAAUUUAAUCGCAGGCGAAAUUGAACUUAUUGGGACUUUUGAGCAAGUUUACAUGGAUAUUUGUAUCAAACAAGAGGAAGCUUACGAAGGAGUGACGACACAUUGUGAACUUUCGGAUACGUCGUUCAUGUCGAAUUUGGCAAAUUUGAUCCCGAUGCCGGAUUGUAAUCAAUCGCCGCGGAACAUGUAUCAGUGUCAGAUGGGUAAACAAACGAUGGGAACUCCUUUGCAUUAUUGGCAGUUGCAGGCAGAAACGAAAAUGUAUAGACUUCAAACGCCCGGAACGCCGCUUUUUAGACCUGUGCAUCAUGAUAACAUUGAGCUGGAUGAUUUUGCGAUGGGAACUAAUGCGAUUGUUGCUGUUAUUUCAUAUACGGGAUACGACAUGGAAGACGCAAUGAUAAUAAACAAAUCCGCCUUUGAACGUGGAUUCGCCCACGGACAAGUUUAUCACUCAGAAUUCAUUGAACUCAAGAACGACAGUUACUUUGCUCGAGAUCCGCAUGAUCAGAGUCUCGUCAAUUUCUUGGAUACCGACGGAUUUCCUCAUGCUGGCACGAUAUUAACUGCAAAGGCGCCAAUGUGUUGCUAUUUUGACACGAAUGAAGCCAAAUACGUUGUAAUGCGAUACAAAUCGAGUGAAACGUGCAUCGUGGAUAACAUCAAGCUAUGCGGCGGAUUAACGAAUGGUGUUCCCAAAAAAGCCUGUAUCACGUAUCGAGUCCCUCGAAAUCCCUCUGUUGGAGAUAAAUUCGCUUCUCGUGCGGGACAAAAAGGUAUUUGCUCCCAAAAAUGGCCUGCAGAAGACUUACCAUUCACUGAUUCGGGCAUCAUUCCCGAUAUUAUCUUCAAUCCUCACGGAUUUCCAUCUCGCAUGACAAUUGCCAUGAUGAUCGAAACGAUGGCGGGCAAACAUGCAGCAAUCAAAGGAACUGUUUAUGAUGCGACUCCGUUCAAAUUUGGCGAAGAUAAUACCGCGGUAGAGUAUUUUGCGAAACGACUCGAGAGCUGUGGAUAUAAUUAUUACGGGACAGAACGGAUGUACAGCGGAACAGAUGGGCGAGAAUUGAAAGCUGACAUUUUCUUUGGUAUUGUGCAUUACCAACGACUUCGGCAUAUGGUUUCGGAUAAAUGGCAAGUGCGAUCGACGGGUCCCAUUGAUAUGUUGACGCAUCAACCGUUGAAGGGAAGAAAACGCGGCGGAGGCGUGCGAUUUGGAGAGAUGGAACGUGAUGCUUUGAUUUCGCAUGGAGCAGCUUUUCUCUUGCAAGAUCGAUUGUUCCAUGGAUCGGAUAAGUGUUCGACAAUAAUUUGCAAAAACUGCGGAACACUCCUCGGACCUGUAGAUCAAAUCAAAAAACGCACCAACAAAGACGUCCUUAAUACUGUUCCCGCGAGUUGUCGACUUUGUGGCGACGGAAAUGGCAUCGGAUACAUCGAAAUCCCAUACAUUUUCAAAUUUUUAGUUACCCAACUAAGCUCGAUGAACAUAAAUGUGAAGCUGAAUUUCGAAAGUACAUAAAUUUUGUUAUUUUUAGAGAAAAAUAUGAUGAAAUAAAAGAAAAAAAA